Sphaeramia orbicularis (orbiculate cardinalfish) is the source of this 1970-nucleotide messenger RNA. RefSeq names its product matrilin 1 (gene matn1). Lineage: Eukaryota; Metazoa; Chordata; Actinopteri; Kurtiformes; Apogonidae. The transcript is spliced from 10 exons. The record is from RefSeq and is a predicted model, not a curated record. Gene Ontology annotation, molecular function: calcium ion binding. Bases 165 to 1637 code for a protein of 490 amino acids.
CACUCAGUCUCACUUUGUGGCUGUCCCCAUCGCCCACCAGGAGCUCCCCUUUUCUUUGCCCUCGCCUGCUCUGUCUCCUUUUUGGCUUCUCACUCUGGGACCGUCCACGGACACGCUCAGACCCCUUUUGCGUUUAGCCGUCACCCCCUCUGUCGCCUGUCACUAUGACGCCUACGCCGCCGCUGUUCUUGCUGCUCCUGCUCAGCCUCACCGGAGCUCAUGCCACCGUAGACCUCCGCACAGCUGCUGCCAUGGCUGCAGGUUUGUGCAAAACCCGUCCCACAGACCUCGUGUUCAUUAUCGACAGCAGCAGGAGUGUCCGACCCUCAGAGUUCGAACAGGUCAAGGUCUUCUUGGCCAAGGUCAUCGAGGGUCUAGAUGUUGGACCCAACGCCACCCGUGUCGGAGUUGUUAACUACGCCAGCCGUGUGAAGAAUGAGGUGUCUCUGAAGACCCACCGCACCAAGGCCGGCCUCGUUAAGGCUGUAACCAAGAUUGAGCCUCUUUCCACUGGAACAAUGACCGGCCUGGCCAUCCAGUUCUCCCUGAAUGUGGCCUUCAGUGAGGCUGAGGGUGCUCGCAAAUCCAACGAGAUUAGCAAGGUUGCCAUUAUUGUGACGGAUGGGCGCCCCCAGGACAAUGUGAAGGAAGUGGCUCAGCGUGCUCGGGAUGCAGGCAUUGAGAUCUUUGCCAUUGGUGUGGGACGUGUAGACAUGAGCACCCUGAAACAGAUGGCCAGUGACCCCCUGGACGACCACGUGGACUAUGUUGAGAGCUACAGCGUCAUCGAGAAGCUGACCAAGAAGUUCCAGGAAGCCUUCUGUGUGUCGGAUCUGUGCGCCACUGGGGAUCAUGACUGUGAGCAGGUAUGCAUCAGCUCUCCCGGAUCUUUCAAGUGUGCCUGCAAAGAUGGCUUUACCCUCAUGGACGAUGGUCGCAGCUGCAGUGCUUGCAGCAACUCCGCCACAGAUGUGGUGUUCCUGAUCGAUGGGUCCAAGAGUGUUCGUCCUGAGAACUUUGAAUUGGUUAAGAAAUGGAUCAACCAGAUCAUUGACAAACUGGAUGUUUCUGACAGCAAAGCUCAUGUUGGACUGGUGCAGUACUCCAGCUCUGUCAGACAGGAGUUCCCCCUGGGCCGCUACAACAACAAGAAAGAUCUGAAGGACGCUGUUAAGAAGAUGGCCUACAUGGAGAGAGGAACCAUGACUGGCCAGGCCCUCCGCUACCUGACAGACAACAGCUUUGGCCCUGGUCAGGGAGCCCGACCCGGAGUCACCAAGGUGGGCAUCGUGUUCACUGACGGACGCAGCCAGGACUACAUCGGAGACGCCGCCAAGAAGGCCAAGGAGCACGGGUUCAAAAUGUAUGCUGUGGGAGUGGGCAACGCAGUGGAGGAUGAGCUGAAAGAGAUCGCGUCUGAGCCGACUGGAGAGCACUACUUCUACACAGCUGACUUUAAGACUAUGACCCAGAUUGCUAAGAAGCUGCAGAUUAACAUCUGUCAAGAGGAGGACCCAUGCGAAUGCGACUCUCUUGUAAAGUUCCAAAAGAAAGUAGAAGAUGCCCUACAGGCCCUAACAAAAAAAUUAGAGAGUAUGUCGAAGAGGAUCGCUUUGCUGGAGAACAAAAUCGUCUAAGGACUCACAUCCCACUCAUACCUACACAUAUGCACACCCACGCACACACAAACAAUUUUUUACUUCCUAUAAAAUACUGAAGAUGAACCCAUGUGUGCGUGCACCCUGACCUCUGCUUGUAGCCCGAGCUCUCCCAGAACCACCUCUCCUCUUCUGAUCUUACCUCUUCCGCCUCUUGGUCUCCAGAGACAUGAAGGGCCUGGUUGUCAUGGGGACCACGCCUUUAUGUGUGUUUGUGUGCGUGCGCUCCGAAGGUCAUCCUCCAUAGCCAGCCUGUGUGUUUGUUAAUAAAAGUCUUCCCUCAUAGGGAAACGGUGACGGUACACUAAAAGC